Microdochium trichocladiopsis is the source of this 1161-nucleotide messenger RNA. RefSeq names its product putative thioredoxin reductase. NCBI's taxonomy places the organism in Eukaryota, Fungi, Ascomycota, Sordariomycetes, Xylariales, Microdochiaceae. The coding region runs from base 1 to 1161 and encodes 386 amino acids. The record is from RefSeq and is a predicted model, not a curated record. The transcript is spliced from 4 exons. Gene Ontology annotation, molecular function: oxidoreductase activity.
AUGCUGAAUCAGUAUUGUCGUGCAAACUCAUCUGACAUCUACGAUGCCAUCAUUAUCGGAGGCGGACCGUCUGGGCUGGCCUGCCUGAGUGCCCUGGCACGUGUCCGCCGCAACGUCUUGUUGAUCGACUCGGGGGAGUACCGCAAUGGCGUCACUCGGCACAUGCACGACGUGGUUGGGUUUGAUGGAGUCACGCCCGCAUACUUCCGCUGGGCCGCUCGUGAGCUCAUUUCGGAUUAUCCGACGGCGCAUAUGGCAAACGGGACGGUGACCAAGGUUGAGCCACAGAGUGCAAACAACACAGCAUUCACAGUGACACUGGGUGGAAAUUCAACCCUGCCGGCCACGCUCCAGGCACGCAAGGUGGUGCUUGCGACGGGACUUCGCGACAUUAUCACCAGUACACCGGGCGUUCUCGAUAACUGGGGCCAAGGUAUUUAUUGGUGUCCCUGGUGUGAUGGUUACGAACACGCCGAUCAGCCUAUUGGUCUGCUCGGGCCGAUGCAUGCUGCUGCUGGCAUGGCCAGGGAGAUCUUGACGCUUAAUCGCGAUAUUGUUGCCUUUGUCAACGGCACUCAGACGGAAACUGAGCUCGCAGCUGCCCAGAACUCAUUCCCUGGUGCUGCCGAAUAUCUAAAGCUCAACAACGUUACAGUCGACAAUCGGACCAUCGCGUCUAUCGAGCGUCUUGAGAAUGCCCUCGAUAGUCCUGGCGCGCCGGAUCUGGCUACACACCCUGAGCACGACCUCUUCCGCGUCAACUUCAAUGAUGGCCCGUCGAUUGAGCGUGGCGCAUUUUUCGUCGAAUUUGAGAACGAGCAGCAUUCAACUAUAGGCGCUGACAUGGGCGUCGACCUCUGGGGUGGCAGACUUGCAGUGAACGCAUCAAAGGGCCUCCUUACCAACCUUUUUGGCGUGUAUGCCAUUGGUGACGCCAAUUCAGACAAUGUCACCAAUGUCUACCACGCACUUGUUAGUGGCAAGAGCUCGGCUGUGUAUAUCCAUGUACAACUGGCUCGCGAAGAUGCCAAUGCUCAGCUCGUUGCUGCUGGCGUCAACAUCACCACGAGAGACAACAAACUCGAUAUGCGCUCAUUGUGGGAUACCAUGAAUGGCCAGCAAAGAGAUGUUAUGUACAUCAAGGACUUCCCGCAUUUGUAA